Molecule: messenger RNA, 3416 nt
Organism: Nematolebias whitei (Rio pearlfish)
Lineage: Eukaryota; Metazoa; Chordata; Actinopteri; Cyprinodontiformes; Rivulidae
Gene: wdhd1
Product: WD repeat and HMG-box DNA binding protein 1
Exons: 27
Biological process (GO): DNA repair; mitotic cell cycle; DNA-templated DNA replication
Cellular component (GO): nuclear replication fork
Molecular function (GO): protein binding; chromatin binding
Source: RefSeq, a predicted model, not a curated record
AUGCCUUGUAAGAGGAUGCCGAUGCGCUACGGCCACUCGGAGGGACACACCGAGGUCUGCUUCGAUGACACAGGGAAGUUCAUUGUGACGUGUGGGAACGAUGGAGAUGUUCGUAUUUGGGAAAGCCUGGACGAUGACGAUCCAAAGUUCAUCACUGUUGGAGAAAAGGCCUACUCUCUGGCGCUGAAGAAAGGCAAGCUGGUGACGGCGAGCUCCAACAACACGGUGCAGAUCCACACUUUCCCCGACGGAGAUCCGGACGGCAUCCUGACGCGCUUCACCACCAACGCCACGCACGUCACCUUCAACAGCAGCGGCUCGAGAGUCGCCGCCGCGUCCAGUGACUUCACAGUGAAGGUGGUGGAGGUGUCUGACAGCAGCCAGCAGAAGAUGCUGCGGGGUCACGAGGCGCCGGUCCUCAGCGUCUCCUUUGACCCCAAAGAUGAGUUCUUGGCCUCGGCCAGCUGUGACGGCUCCAUCGUGGUGUGGAACAUCAUGGAACAGACUCAGGUGGUCAGCUGGCCCCUGCUGCAGAAGACCAACGACGUCAGCAAUGCCAAGUCUCUGUGUCGGUUAGCCUUUCAGCCGGCGGCGGCGGCGAAGGUUUUAGCGGUUCCUGUAGAAACCAGGGUGCACCUGUAUGAGCGGGGGUCCUGGGCCCACGUGAGCACUCUGUCCGAUGAGAUGCUCACUCAGCCGAUCAACGUGGUGUCCUGGUCCCCAUGUGGUCAGUUCCUGGCAGCUGGCAGCGUGGGGGGGUUACUGACGGUGUGGGACGUGAACAGCAAGUUGUGUGUAGAAAGGCAGAAGCAUGAGAAAGGCUUCACGGUGUGCAGUUUGGCCUGGCAUCCGUCUGGCAGCCAGAUCGCCUACACGGACACCGAGGGCUGCCUGGGUCUGCUGGACGGACUCAGCCCCUCCAGCACCACCACGCAGGUGUCUGCAACAAAACCUGCAAAAGACUACGACGACCUGUUUGAUGAGGAUGAUGAUGGCAGACAAAUGGACGAAGGGCUGAGCGACACCAACUCUCCAGCUAAGAAGCCGGUCGUUGGUGAGGACGAGGACGAUGACGACUUCCUGGUGCCGUCCACUGGGCGAGUGAGGAACAGAGCAGCCAUCUUGGAUGAUGAGAACUCAAUGGACACAGGAUCUCUAAAGCUCGGUCAAGACAAAUUCAGGGAUGAUGAUGAUGCAGGCAGCACUGUGGCCCCUGACACCGUUCCUCUGGUCCCACUGCACCCCGUGUAUGAGGGGCCGCUGCCGACCCCUCCCCAGAAGGCCUUUCAGCCAGGCUCUACCCCCGCCCACCUCACACACCGCUUCAUGAUGUGGAACUCUGUGGGGAUUGUGCGAGGCUACAAUGACGAGCAGGACAAUGCCAUCGACGUGGAGUUUCACGACACGGCCGUUCACCACGCCAUGCACCUCACCAACACUCUGGGUCACACCAUGGCUGAACUGUCUCAGGAGGCUGUGCUGCUGGCCUGCCCCGGCACAGAUGAGCUUGCCAGUAAGCUGCAGUGCCUUCACUUCUCAUCAUGGGACACAAAUAAGGAGUGGAUGGUGGACCUGCCAAAGGGUGAGGAUGUAAAGGCGCUGUCUCUGGGACAGGGCUGGGCUGCAGUCGCCACCAGCACAUUGACGAUCAGACUCUUCUCCAUCGGAGGAGUCCAGAGACAACUCUUCAGUGUGCCGGGACCCGUGGUGUGCAUGGCCGGACACGGAGAGCAGCUACUCGUGGUCUACCAUCGAGCGACAGGUUUCGAUGGAGAGCAGGCUCUUGGUGUUCAGCUGCUGCAGUUCAGUCGCAGAAAGAAGCAACUCAUCAAUGGAGAACCCCUCCCACUCUCUCCCCGAUCAUACCUCUCCUGGCUGGGAUUCACGGCCGAAGGGACGCCCUGCUAUGUGGAUUCAGAUGGCGUGGUACGGAUGCUGAACCGCUCCCUGGGAAACACGUGGACACCAGUUUGUAACACCAGGGAAACCUGUAAGAGCAAAUCGGAUCAUUACUGGGUGGUCGGAGUGCACGAAAACCCUCAGCAGCUCAGGUGUAUACCUUGCAAAGGCUCCAGGUAUCCCCCCACCCUGCCUCGGCCCGCCGUCGCCAUUCUUCCCUUUAAACUCCCUCUGUGUCAGACCAGCACAGAAAAAGGCCAAAUGGAGGAACAGUACUGGCGUUCAGUCCUCUUCCACAACCACUACAACUUCCUGUCUUCCAACGGCUACGAGAUCAACGAAGAUGCUCAGAAUGAGUCCCAGAAGGAGCAGCAAGAGCUGCUCAUGAAGAUGUUCGCUCUGUCCUGUAAACUGGACAGAGAGUUUCGCUGCGUGGAGCUGGCAGACUUGAUGACUCAGAACGUGGUGACUCUGGCCAUUCGCUACGCGUCCCGGUCCCGGAGGAUGGCCCUGGCUCAGCGGCUCAGUGAGAUCGCUCUGGAAAAGACAACCCAGCUUCAGGAAGACGAGCCGGAGGAGCAGGAGGAGGAGCCGGACUACUCCGGCAUCAGACGGCCCUCUGGGCAACAUAAGUCAUGAAGAGCUCAACAACAAGAUCAGUGUGAGGAGGAGGAGGAGGAGGAGGAGGAGCAAGGAGGUGAACUCCGAGUGGAAGGAGAGGAGAAGGAGAUGGAGGAGGAAGCUGAAACAAAAAAACGCGUGAAUCCGUUCGCUAAAGAAGCAGGUUCACCUGUGACACCAUCGCUGACACCAAUAGGUAAAGGUGGACGAGCAAAUCCCUUCAAGGUUUCUGCUUCUGGAAAACUCACGUCUCCAUCCGGUCAGCCUCGAGUGACGAACAUCCUGGACAACAUGACGUCCAGCAGGAAGUCUGCUCCAACCAGUGGGCCUGCGGGGAAACCAAAUAAAAACCCCGUCCUCAAACCACUGCCCCCCAGGUCCAAAACCAAGACUCAGUCCACUCUGCUGCAGAUGACCGGCGCCACAGCGGCUCAGAAGAAGACCCAGGAGAACCAUGAACCCACUGCAGAGCAGCAGAAACCAGCAGAUGUUCCACCUCCAACCUCCCCUGCAGAGGAAACGGAAACCAAGAGGCCAAAGACGGGCUUCCAGCUGUGGCUAGAGGAGAACAGGAAGAAUAUUAUUGCUGAUAAUCCAGACCUGGAUGAGACGGACAUCAUUAAGGAGGCGAUGGCACGGUUCAGGACACUGUCAGCGGAGCAGAGACUGUCGUUGACGGAAAAAGCGAAAGGACAAAGUGGAGACGGUGCAGAGGUGAAGAAGAGAAAAAGAGCAGAGGGAGGAGGAGGAGAGGAUGAAGCUGCAGAAGCUGAUGAAAAUGAUGCCAAGAAGAAAAAAACCCUGGAUCCUUCGUCAAAGCUGUCGGCGUUCGCUUUUAACAAAAACUGAAUGUCCUGAUGUUCGUUUUGUCACAAACGACACGGAUACAUCCGUCA